AGACAGACAGCGGGUGUUCAUAAGAGUGGCAAAGAAGUUGAUCCGUUGUGUUGAGCGCAUCCAUCCAUCCGAUCGUGUCAUCGGUUGUCGUGUGAAUCCAUACUCGAAGUAGUCGUCGGCCGAAGCGGUUCCCCAACAAAACAAUGGGCAUAAAGCGGAGGACAGGGACGACAAAGUCGCCGCCCAUACUGUCCCACGAGUUCGUGAUCGCCAAUCACGCGGACAUUGUCUCCUGCGUGGCGAUGGUCUUCGUGCUGUGUCUACUAUUUCAGGCCACUUCGCCCAUCGCAUCCAUGUUUGUCGCCAUUCAGCACAACAUCACCGAUGUGUUCACAUCAGAUGUGGUUCAGUACACGUAUGGCGUGAAAGACGUGUGUAUUGUCUUCUUCUACUUCUUGAUCUCGAUUGUGAUGCACGCCGUCAUCCAGGAGUACCUCUUGGAUAAAGUGAACCGGAAGUUACACUUAUCGAAGAUCAAGCACUCGAAGUUCAACGAAAGCGGCCAACUGUUGCUGUUCUUCAUCAUAUCGAUAGUGUGGGCCUCAGAGAUCAUACGACGUGAUGGUUAUCUCACAUCGAUUAGCAAAUUAUGGGCCGAUUAUCCGCACUUAGAGAUGACUUAUUUGUUUAAGUUUUACUUCAUUAUACAAAUCAGUUAUUGGUUGCACGCCUUCCCGGAGCUCUACUUCCAGAAGGUUAAGAGGGAUGAGAUGGCCGCCCGUAUCACUUACGCCACGCUCUAUCUCAUCUUCUUCACCGCCGCCUACGCUCUCAAGUAAGCUCUCUCUCUCUCUCUCUCUGCAGUUGUUUUGUUGAA
Molecule: messenger RNA, 817 nt
Organism: Medioppia subpectinata
Lineage: Eukaryota; Metazoa; Arthropoda; Arachnida; Sarcoptiformes; Oppiidae
Source: the annotation of a GenBank genome assembly